This is a messenger RNA of Trichomycterus rosablanca, 1917 nucleotides long. RefSeq names its product Jun proto-oncogene, AP-1 transcription factor subunit (gene jun). Gene Ontology annotation, biological process: regulation of cell cycle; regulation of cell population proliferation; regulation of transcription by RNA polymerase II. Gene Ontology annotation, cellular component: transcription regulator complex. The coding region runs from base 370 to 1326 and encodes 318 amino acids. Gene Ontology annotation, molecular function: transcription factor binding; RNA polymerase II cis-regulatory region sequence-specific DNA binding; DNA-binding transcription factor activity, RNA polymerase II-specific. The record is from RefSeq and is a predicted model, not a curated record. Lineage: Eukaryota; Metazoa; Chordata; Actinopteri; Siluriformes; Trichomycteridae. The transcript has a single exon.
CGGAGCACCUCAGUAUAUACAGACCUCGCUACAGAGAGAACACCUCAGGAAGAGCGCUUCAGCUGUGUAUGAUAAAACACUGUUUUUUACACUUGUUCGUCUGUUGACACGUUUAACAGACAUAGCAGAGCUGGCGAGUGAGGUUUAGUUCGAGUUUGAAUACUUUCGGACGUUUUGAAAAGUUUUUUCUGAGGUGAAGUUUGUCACGGGACGAGGAGUUACAGACGGACUGAAGUUUGAAUCCGCCUGACGUUGCUAGGCUCCCUGAUACUAUUAUCUUCUAUAUCUGACUUCAGCUGAAAGAAGACUCGUAAUACGGACUCGUAAGUGAAACCAGAACAAAACCAAAAAGUUUUGGUUUCUCUUUCUAUGUCUACCAAGAUGGAAACUACAUUCUACGAUGACCCUUUGAGCGGCGCGUUCACGCAGCACGAGCCCGCCGGGUUCAGAUACAACCCGAAAGCUUUGAAACACAGCAUGACUCUCAACCUGUCCGACCCGAACACCACGCUCAAGCCGCACCUGCGCCCGAAAGCUAACGACAUUCUUACUUCUCCGGACGUCGGCCUUCUCAAACUGGCCUCGCCCGAGCUGGAGCGCCUGAUCAUCCAGUCCAGCAACGGCCUGAUCACCACCACACCCACGCCGACCCAGUUCCUGUGCCCGAAGAAUGUCACUGACGAACAGGAGGGCUUCGCUGAGGGAUUCGUGCGCGCUUUGGCAGAGCUCCAUCACCAGCAUAUGCCGGCAACAGGGGUCACUUCGGCGCCCCAGACUACCAGCUCGAUGGCGCCCGUGUCGUCCAUGGCAGGCGGCCCGGCGUACACCUCAUCCAUGCGCUCUGAACCACCUGUAUACGCCGAUCUGAACACUUUCAACCCGGCGAUCAGCACUGCCCAGAGCUUCAGCAGCGCCAAUCCAGUGAUGACCAGCUUCACCACAAGUGUGCCUCCUCAGCAGCAGCAGCACACCAUGCCCGUGCAGCACCCUCGCCUCCAGGCGCUUAAAGAGGAGCCGCAAACGGUGCCCGAAAUGCCCGGUGAGACGCCGCCGCUCUCUCCGAUCGACAUGGAGAGCCAAGAGCGCAUUAAGGCAGAGCGCAAACGCAUGCGCAACCGCGUCGCGGCUUCCAAAUGUCGCAAGAGGAAGCUUGAGAGGAUCUCCCGGCUCGAGGAUAAGGUCAAGACGCUCAAGACGCAGAACUCCGAUCUGGCAUCCACGGCUAACAUGCUGCGCGAACAGGUUGCCCAGCUCAAGCAAAAAGUCAUGAACCACGUAAACAGCGGCUGUCAACUCAUGCUGACUCAGCAGCUGCAGACCUUCUGAGCUGGCCAAUGAAGUCCAGAUGGAGUUAAGCAGAUCGGACUGAAAGGACACGCUAGUCGGAAGUGUCUAAUGGUACACUGGGACCGGGGACUGUGCGGCCGUGCGACUUUGCGCGUAAAAGGAGGUCCGACCUGGAGCUUUCUGAAAGCACAACCGAAUGUGUCCAGCGGUAAAACCAAGACAGAAAGCAUGAAAGACUUAUUCUUGUUCACUUUUGACCAAGUUGUGCAUGGACCUCAGUAAGGGAGCACUCAGUAUUACAGCAAAAUAACUAAUAGGAACAUGAUGGCCCGUUCUGGCGCGCUAAACGCUGGAAGUUAUUUCCACUUCAUUCUGGAAACAUUUGGCAAAGCCUGCCUGAUUGAGUUCUAAUGUACCUGUUAUAUUACACUGAAUCGAUUUGACCCUGUUUGAGUUAGUCGAGUUUCAGCGUUUUCUUUUUAAAAAAAGUUAUUUGAUGAGGUUUCACUCAUUGUUAUUUGUAAAUAGAGAAUAAUCGGGAGUACUUAUCUUUACCAUUUGUAAUACAAGUACUAUAUAAUUUUUUAUGUUUUGUUUUCUGAACUCAUCAGAAACUAAUGAAUAUUUAUG